CUGGCACCAGCCUCGCCCGCUGCAGGGAACCGCCCCCUGCCCGCGUCUUGGCCCGGCCCUGUGGCUGCCCGCCCGGGGCCCGGGCCGGUGCGGAGAAGGGCUCGGUCGCUUAGCAACGGCCCGGCUUCCCCGGCGAGCGCCAUGGCGGCGGAGGAAGGGGUGGUGGCCGCGGCCGAAGGGACCAUUCGCAGCCGGAGGGUCUUUCUCAACCAUCUGGACUCCUACGGCGGCAGCAGCAUCGGGAAGUAUUUAUCUAACUGUGUUGCUGGAGCAUCACUUGAAGAGGUGGGAGAGGAAGAAGAAGAAGAAGAAGAAGAAGAUGAAAUUAUGGCAGUUAUAGAUGUUACUCUCAGUAAACCAAAGGAGGGAGCCUACCAAAUAGUGGGGACUCUUUCUAAGGCACAGAGUAUGAAACCAGAUUUUGCUCAGGAAACUUACAGAAUCUCUACUCGAGAAGAACUUCUAGGUCACCUACUUGAGUGUGAUGUCAUUAUUUAUAACAUCACUGAAGAUGCAAAUCAAAUUGAAGAAGCUACUUGGGCUGCUGCUGCAGUACAUGGAGAGGUACUACAUUUUGAGAAACCAAAGUUAUUUAUCUUAGUUUCAACAAUAAUGACAUGGGCACGAAGCAAACCUCUUGACCCAGAUGAUUCAGAAAUUCCUUUUACUGAAGAAGAUUAUCGCAGAAGAAAACCUCACCCUAACUUUAUGGACCAUAUAAAUGCUGAAAAAGUGAUUAUCAAACUUGGAAAAACAAACAAAAACAAAUUUUCAACCUAUGUUGUUGCUUCAGGACUUCAGUAUGGAGCUGAAGAAGGAAUAUUUCACUACUUUUUUAAGACAGCUUGGCUUGGUGAGACUCCUGCAAUACCAGUUUUUGGAGAUGGAAACAAUUUUCUUCCAACCAUUCAUGUUGUUGAUUUAGCAGCGGUGUUACAAAAUAUAGCCGACCAUAGGCCAAGGACUCACUACAUUGUGGCAGUGGAUGAAUCUAUACAUACUCUUCAGGCCAUAGUUAAGUGCAUUAGCAAAAAUGUUGGACCAGGAAAAAUCCAAAAGAUUCCAAGAGAAAACGCUUUCUUAAGCAAAGACUUGACGCAAACACAUUUGGAUAUGUUACUUGUGAACCUGCGGAUGGAAGCUGUAUUCUUGAAGGAGAACUUCAACAUUAAGUGGGUUGCUCAGACAGGACUGGUGGAGAAUAUUGGGCAAGUCCUCAAAGAAUACAAGCAAAGUCGGGGAUUACUGCCAGUCAAAAUUUGUGUUCUUGGUCCUCCUGCAGUUGGGAAAUCUACUAUUGCUGAAGAACUCUGCAAACACUACAAGCUACAGCACAUUAAAAUAAAGGAUGUAAUUUCUGAAGCAGUAGAAAACCUGGAAAAAAUUAUUGCUCCUAAAGAAACAGUGGAAACUGAAGAGGUGGGAGAGGAAGGAGAAGAAGAUGAUGAAGAAGAAGGGAACAGUACAGAAGAGGCACAAGAACUCUUAGAUGGAGUCAAAGAAAACAUGGAGCAGAAUGGAGGUCGUCUGGAUGAUCAGUAUGUGAUUAGAUUCAUGAAAGAAAAGCUAAAGUCUAUGUCUUGCAAGAAUCAAGGAUAUAUUUUGGAUGGGUUUCCAAAGACCUAUGACCAGGCAAAAGAUCUAUUUAAUUUUGAAGAUGAUGAGGAAGAAGAGACAAGAAGCAAAGUGCCUCGCUAUGAUAAAUUAAUCACUCCUGAAUAUGUUAUUUCUUUGAAUGCUUCAGAUGAAUUCCUAAAAAACCGAGUAAUAAAUCUUCCAGAGAGUGUUGUGGCUGGAACUCAUUAUACUCAGGACCGGUUCUUGAGAACUCUCAGUCUCUUCAGAGAGUUAAACACUGAAGAUGAGACAGUUGUCAACUAUUUUGAUGAACUUGAAAUACAUCCACAGUUUAUUGAUGUAGCAAAGUUUGAGGAUCCUGAGAACAGACUUAUUGUAAAUGAGAUCAUCAAAGAAACUGGAGAACCUCGAAAUUAUGGUUUGACAGAUGAAGAAAAGGAAAAACUAGAAUGCAAAGCAGCUGAGGCACGCCUUGCCAAAGAAGCAGAAGAAAAUGCUGAACAAGAGCGUAAGGAAGCUGAGGAAAGGGCUGAAAAGGUGGCAAACUGGGAAGAGUGGAAUAAACGUCUAGAGGAAGUGAAGAGGCAGGAACAGGAAUUACUUGAAGCUCAGUCCAUUCCUCUAAGGAACUACUUAAUGAAGAAUGUCAUGCCAACACUUAUGCAAGGGCUGAAUGAAUGUUGCAAGAUCAGGCCUGAUGAUCCAGUUGACUUCCUGGCAGAAUAUCUCUUCAAGAACAAUCCUGAAAUGGAAUGAAAGAGUACUGACAGAUGUAAAACCCCAGCACAUCAUCACACUAAUGAAAAGGCAGAACAUUUCUAAUGUAUUUUACAAAAAAAUUGAUUAAAUUGAAACUAUUUUCUUUAUAUUUCUUUGUGUAGUUUUCACUUUUAUUUAUGACAUAUUACUUUUACUAC
Molecule: messenger RNA, 2495 nt
Organism: Dermochelys coriacea (leatherback sea turtle)
Lineage: Eukaryota; Metazoa; Chordata; Testudines; Dermochelyidae
Gene: AK7
Product: adenylate kinase 7
Exons: 18
Coding region: 142-2334 (730 amino acids)
Biological process (GO): nucleobase-containing compound metabolic process
Cellular component (GO): cytoplasm
Molecular function (GO): AMP kinase activity; ATP binding
Source: RefSeq, a predicted model, not a curated record